Choloepus didactylus (southern two-toed sloth) is the source of this 2682-nucleotide messenger RNA. RefSeq lists its product as uncharacterized. The record is from RefSeq and is a predicted model, not a curated record. The transcript has 3 exons. Lineage: Eukaryota; Metazoa; Chordata; Mammalia; Pilosa; Megalonychidae. Gene Ontology annotation, cellular component: cytoplasm. The coding region runs from base 1 to 2682 and encodes 893 amino acids. Gene Ontology annotation, biological process: sperm individualization; flagellated sperm motility.
AUGGAUGAGGAAGCCCACCACAGAGCCCGAGUGUGCUCUGGCUCCAACCCCGGGAAAUGCCAGGAGAUGGGAGAUGCAAUACUUUUGUUUCUGGGCACCAUCAUCCUGCUCAACGUGGGGUUCAACGCAGUGACUAUGCUCUGGGCACAGCUGAAGAGCUUCUUGGAUAACGGACGCAACUAUUUUUUCCCCAAAGACACGAGGCACAGCUGUACGGGCAGCCAUCCCCGGUGCACGCGCUGCUCCACGGACCCCAAGACCCAGAGCCCGAGAGCCUCUUCCCGCUUACGUCGCCGCCGAAACUUCCGGCCCAGGCACUCUAACCACCAGGACUCCUGGGUCCCAGACCGGAAGGCGGAGAAGGCUUCUAGGGGCGGCAGGAUGCCACCUCCAUGUGGGCACACCGGGGCUCCCACGGAAGCUCCAUGGGGACCAAGGAAGGAGGAGAUGAUGGGAGCUGGGAAGGCCUCUCGGGUCAGGGCCUUAAAGGGCCAAGCCUCCUUUUACACCAGGCCAGAGACCCCGUCCCAGAUCCAAGCCCCCAUCCACAGUUUGAAGGGCCAGGACCCAAACACAAGCAAGGUGGACAUGGUUCCACUGUCCUUGCCCCAAGAGACCCCAGAGUAUGCCCCACCCCAGUCCCCAGGCCAGGUUCCUGUGCGCCCUUCAGCCCAGGCCCGGACCCACUCCCCGGCCCAUGCUCCUCUCACCCACACCCAUGCCCACACUCUGGCCACUGCCCCAAUCUUUGCCCUAAAUCCUCCCCCCACUCCUGCCUCAGCCACUCCUCCUAUCCCAGGCCCCACCCCAGCCCCUGCCUCCACCCCUGCCCCAGCAUGUGUCAAGGGCCUGAAAAUCCCUCCAGUCACUGCCCCCACCCACACCCACAUCCUAACCCCUAGUCCAUCUCCUCUGGCUGCCUUCAAAUGUGGGGUUUCAACCACACAAGUGGUGUACGAUAACCGCAGGAUAAACCAGAACUGUGUCUACGUAUGCAGGCCUCAGAACUCUGGGUAUUCCAAGAAGGACUUGUGUACCUGCUCCAGACCCCAGGAGAGACAGGGCUCUGGUAUGUUUGGGCAAACAUCAAAGCUACACAUUGGGGAUGGAACCAACUCCCUCACAGGCUCUGGACUGGGCUACCCUGGGCUGAGGAAUCUGGAACAGAAGAUCUCAGGUGACGGCCAAGACAAGCUCUCCCAGCCAAAGACCUUGCCUUACAGUUCUGAGAGGAGGGACAUGGACUCCCAGGCUCCAGUGUACCCCAAGUUCCUGGUCUACUCCCAGGAGGCUGCAUCUGCUAAACCUUGCCUUCAUUUUCCAACAAGUGCCCAGAGUUCACCGCCCACUGUUCCCCCACCAUAUACUCUUUCCCUGCCUCUCAUUCCUCCCAGAUCUUUUGUCCUUUCUCAAUCCACCAGCCCUCAGAAAUCUUCCACCACAUUUCAAACCCCCACCUGCCUUCCAGCUUGCAAGUCUCCUCAGCCCAUCCCUCCCCAGUACUCCACCGUUUCUAAACCUCUCAUUCAAUCACAAUUCCCCAACAUUCAAAAAAGUCUAGGCCUUACCCAAGACCUUGGUCUCCAAAGGAGCCCAUGUCCUUCAAAAGACUCUAGCAUUCACGAGAAUCCAGGCCCUAAACAAAAUCCAGGCCUCCAAAAGAAUCCCGGCCAUAGCCAAGCAUCUUAUCUCUGCAAGAGCCAAAAUGCUUCCCAAGAUGCUGGUCUUCACAAGACUCCAAACCUCUCCCAACAGUCUGGCCCCCAAAAGAGCCCAGGCCCUGCUCAAGAUUUUGGAGGCUAUAAGACUACAGGUGUUGUCCGAGACCCAGGAGUCUUCAGAAGCCUGGGCCUUACCCAACAGUCUGGCCUACAGAAGAGUCCAGCCCUUUCCCAAGACUCUGGAAUCAAUAGGAGCCCAGGCUUUGCCCAAACCUCUGAGCUCUGUAAGGGCCCAGGCCUUAUCCAAGACUUAUCUAAGACUCAAGUUAACAGGAACUUGGAACAUACCCAAGACCAGAAUCUCCACAAGGGCCCAGGAAUUAAUCCAGAUCCAGGCCCACAUAAGGGCCCAGCCCUUACCCUAGACUCGGGUCUCUCCAAGAUUCCAGGCCUUAACCAGGAAUCUGGCCUCCACAAGGACUCAAGCCUUGUCCAAGAUCCUGGCCUCCACAAAUGCCCAGGGCUUGUUCGAGGUACUGGCUCUGCCCAAGGCCCUCUUCAGACCCCAAAGUCAACACCGUCCCUAACGAAGUCAUCUAUAUCCAAGGACCACCCUCAGAAAGAGGAUGGAGAGAAGCACAUACCUUGGACUUCUGUCCCACUCAGCCAGAAUUCCUGCCCUUCCAAGGCCCCGGGGAUGUGCAGUGACCUGCAAACCUUCUCAGAGGUUCCUGUACUAAUUGAGCUAAAGCCACCCUCCCGGAAGGCAGCCAGCGAAGACUGGGUGUACCACCCUGUAUCUACAGUUCCUUCAGCCUGCCAGACCUAUCGCCAGAUGUCUGUGCCUCCCAAAAUCAAGUCACAGCUCCACUUUCUUGGACCAGGUGCCCGGGCUGGGCACGUGGUCUUUGACGCCCGCCAGAGACAGUUAGGAGUGGGCAGGGACAAGUGUGAAGCUCUCGCCCCCAGGCGCUUUCGCCAAGAGACACCCAACAACUCAGGGCAGAGCAGCAAGGCGUAA